AUGUGCAGAGAAAUAGAGGAUGUAAUAGCAAUAACAAUCGACUACAUGCAGAAUCUGUCCCUUUCCCAUAUUCCUGUGCAAGAGGAUCUACGAGUCCUUGAACUUAGAGGAUGCGGACUACAGAGAAUAAACGCACAACUAUACCAUUUGCUGCCUUACCUAUCCCACCUCGAUUUGGGAUACAACCAAAUUCAAUUUUUAUCAGAAGACGAGUUCCACGACCUUCGUAGACUCCACAUCCUUAAACUGGAUGGCAACCUUUUGCCGGUCAUUCUGGAAAAGACAUUCAUCCACCAACAACAACUAAAAUAUUUGUGUUUAGCGAAAAACCGGUUAGCUAAGAUAACAGAUACUGCCUUUUUGAACCUUACUAACUUGAUAGAGUUGGACAUUAGUUACAAUAAGUUGAGUAAAUUAGAACCGUUCGCGUUGACUCAUAUUGCAGACACCUUACAAAGGCUAGUGAUUAGCGGGAAUAACUUCACGUUGUCUUUAAUAAAGUUAUUCUUGCAAACGUUGUACAGAGUGUGGCACCUCGAAAUAGCACAUAUGAAACUAUCAGUAUUACCAGAAAAGUUCCUACCAGAUCGAAUAAAGAAACUCAAUAUAUCGUGGAACAAUAUUACAAACCUAAACGUACAUACUUUUCCUAAGCAAUUACAAGAACUAGAUAUUUCUUUUAAUAAAAUUAAAGGCCUAAAUGACAGCGUGGUUGUAAAGUUGGAAACGCUGAAAUAUGUAAAUUUUACAGGAAAUCCUUGGUCUUGCGAUUUGUGUCAUAUAACCUCCAUUUUAUUUCGCAUCAACAAGACCUCGAUGUUCAAAAACUCGGUAUGUGCCUCGCCAUCUAGACUUGUAAAUAAAGAAAUAGUGAAUCUGCGCUUUGAAGACAUAACUACUUGUGAAGUGACUAAUGGUUCCAGUGACAAAAUACCUACCGAUAAACUCAGCUUACUGGUCGGCUUAUUGUGUAUUAUAGUUUUCGCGAUAUUUUCUAUUAUUUUUGUUGUGUGUUCGUGUAUGAAACGACAUUCGGAAAAUCUAGAAAGGCAACGAAAACGAACCGAACGGGCAGAAAAUAAUAUCGAAAAUGCCACUGCGGUUUUUUGUAAGGGAGAGAUAAGUUUCAAAUUCCCUUUAGAUUUAACAGAAAGAAAGAUGUCAGUGUCAACUAUAGAUGAGAUCAAAAAGGAUUCACAACAAAGUUUACCGAACGGUACGGUAGUCGGAAUUUAA
Messenger RNA from Diabrotica balteata, 1236 nucleotides. NCBI's taxonomy places the organism in Eukaryota, Metazoa, Arthropoda, Insecta, Coleoptera, Chrysomelidae. The record is from the annotation of a GenBank genome assembly.